Messenger RNA from Schistocerca cancellata (South American locust), 6057 nucleotides. RefSeq names its product gastrulation defective protein 1 homolog. Bases 161 to 2152 code for a protein of 663 amino acids. Gene Ontology annotation, molecular function: protein binding. Gene Ontology annotation, cellular component: nucleus; site of double-strand break. The record is from RefSeq and is a predicted model, not a curated record. Gene Ontology annotation, biological process: regulation of DNA double-strand break processing. Lineage: Eukaryota; Metazoa; Arthropoda; Insecta; Orthoptera; Acrididae. The transcript has a single exon.
UUUGUUGAUAUUUUUCAGGAUCAGUAAUGUUGAGGGUGGAAUACUGCAAUGUGUUUUGUGUGUAAUGUGUGUUUUGAUUUGUGUUCAUGUUGAGAUGAAUUAUCUCAUGUAAGCUACCUGAGUUAUACAAAUAAAACACUCAUUUUGCAACAGCAUCAAAAUGAAGAGAAGCAAAGCUAUAAUAUUCGGAAAAAUAAACGCAGAUUGUUUACGAAAUCCAGCAGAAGAAACCAGUGCCGUAAAGACAGUGGGCACUUUCGGUACCUUUGGUAACAAUCAGAAAAACGAUACAACAAAAGACGAGGAAUACAAAGACAAGGAGGCGAAAGGUAUUUACGAAGUAAUGGGUUUCGGUGGUUUUGGGAAAAAGUCCAAGCAGUUCGACAUCGAGGAGAUGGUCACUGAAGCAACGGAGACUGCGAGAAUAAGACACAAAGAUGCAGUUGAGAAAACUACUGACAAACUGAAGCCACUUUCUCUGUCAAAUGAUCCGUCAGUUCCUUCGCCUAACGACAGUUCCGACAGUGAAUCAAAUGAAGAGGACUUAAUUGGACCUCCGGUGCCAAAAGAUCUGUCAUCCACGCAGGAUGAUAAAACUGAAAAAUUAGGAGUGGACCCCAGUGGCGAAAGAAAUGAUGCCGUAGACAGUAGUGAUGAAGACGAUAGCGAUGGCGAGCAAGAUCUUACAAAAAGUAUACCAAUGAGCCAUGAAGUAGAAAUGCUGCAUGGUUCAAAAGCUGUCACAUCUGUAGCGGCUGAUCCGGCUGGUGCCAGGUUAGCUACCGGUUCCAUCGACUAUGAAAUAAGGUUCUGGGAUUUUGCUGGCAUGGACGCUUCUUUGCAAAGUUUCCGAACUUUACAGCCAUGUGAAAAUCAUCCAAUUCUUAGUUUACAGUACUCCAUCACUGGUGAUGUUAUUUUAGUAGUGUCAAGUUCAUCACAGGCGAAGGUACUGGAUAGAGAUGGAUUCGAAGUUCUAGAAUGUGUCAAAGGAGAUCAGUAUAUAAGCGAUAUGGCGAGAACAAAAGGACAUACAGCUUCUCUGAAUGGUGGCUGCUGGCAUCCAAAAGUAAGGGAAGAAUUUUUGACCUGUUCUCAAGAUAGUACCUUACGUCUUUGGGACAUUGAGAAACCAAACCUCCAUAAAAGUUUAAUAAAGUGCCGAGCACAGAAUGGACUGAAAACUGCACCAACUGCAUGUGCUUAUAAUCGUGACGGAAAUUUGAUUGCUGCUGGUUGUAUUGAUGGGUCAUUGCAGAUGUGGGAUCACCGGAAAAUGUUUGUCAACACAACAUUAAUGCUCCGUGGGGCUCAUCAGAAUGGUUCUGAAAUAUCAUGCAUUUGCUUUUCAUAUUUAGGAAAUUCAUUGGCCACUCGCAGUUGUGAUGAUACCAUGAAAUUGUGGGAUAUUCGUGCCUUCAAAAAGCCUCUUACUGUUUUUGAAGACUUGUUUUCCCGCUAUCCAACGACAGACUGUAUGUUUAGUCCUGACGAUCGUAUGCUGAUAACUGGAGAAAAUAUGAAAAAAGACAGUACAUCGGGAAGGCUGCUUUUUUAUGAUACCUCUUCAUUUACAAAAGUUAAUGAAAUCUCUGUGACAGAUUCUCAUGUGAUAAGAACACUCUGGCAUCCAAAGCUAAAUCAGAUAUUUGUUGGCUGUGGUAAUGGGACUGUGAAAGUUUACUAUGAUGAAAAGCGCAGCCUUAGGGGCGCUAAGUUAUGUGUAGUUAAAACUCACAGAAAAGUGAAACAAGUUGGUGUGGUUGCUGCUCAGCAGAUAUUGACACCCCAUGCAUUACCCAUGUUCCGACAAGAAAAGCCAAAGUCAAUAAGAAAACAAAUGGAAAAGGAUAGACAUGAUCCUGUGAAGUCGAGGAGGCCUGAUCUGCCCAUUUCUUCUGGACAAGGUGGCCGUGUCGCACAGUCAGGUGGUACUCUUAGUUCCUAUGUUAUACGCAAUCUAGGCUUAAGCAAACGUGUGGAAGAUGACCAGGAUCCACGAGAAGCCAUACUUCGCUUUGCUAAAGAGGCUGCAGAGAAUCCAUAUUGGGUUUCUCCAGCUUACUCAAAGACACAGCCAAAGCCUAUUUUUCAGACUGAUGAGGAUGAUGAAACAGAGGAAUCUACAUCAAAGAAACAAAAGACAGAGUAAAUGAUUUAUCAUCAUAUGUUGUCAGUGAGAUGUUUAUGUAAGGUGGUAGCACUUGUGACUGCGUGUACUCUAUGUUGAGACUUUUCACGAUGAACUGCCACCAUUGUUAAUUUUUGUGGCACAAUACUAUUUGUGGGUGAGUUACCACAUCAUAUUUCUCAGAAAAUAAUUCUUUAUUGAGAAGGAAGAGUUUUAUGAAACCAACUAGCAGAUUAUAUCAAAUCUUACAUGCCUCCACUUCAAAAUAGCUUUUGUAAAUAUGUUAUGACAGUUCAUUGUACUCAUAAUCUUGUAAUAUUGUUGUAUUUAUGCAUAUAAGUUUAAUUAUAAACAUACUUUGUAUGAUGGAAUAUUGGCUGUUAACAUAUUGUUGUGCUACUAUAAAAGAAAAAUAGCCUAAUAAAUAUGUAGCCAGUUCUUUUAGUAUAAUAACAUUAAAGAGAUAGAUGGAUCUAUGCUAAAACUAAAGUAUCAAAGAGGACACAUUGUGUAAUUAUGUAUUGUCUAGAGACAAAUACAAGUUUUCUUUUGGACUGUGUACGUAUAAUUCACGUUCAAAUUUUUGGGAACAGUUACAAAAGCUACAGUUUACAGGGUAACCUGGACUGUACUGACAAAAUUUCAGAAGUUGUAAAGAGUUGUUUCAUGAGUAUCUUGGUAUAAACGCCCAUGGUCUCCUGUGACUCAUGACAGAGUAAUUAUGUUUCUUUGAUAUCUCAUCCCAGUUUAUUUCUGUAUCUGUAAUGGUGGGCUCAAGACAUUGAAGAAAAAUAAACCUAAAAAAGCAUGUUCUAUAGUAACUAGUUGAGAACAAGGGACAAAUGGGUGAUAGGACUUGCAGGAUUAUUCGUAAGUACCUCCAGGGUUUCAGAAGAUGACUGCACAAAAACUACAAAAUGUAUGAAAACAGACGUGUCAGUGGACAGAGCAAUUCUCCGACAUUGGAAUUCACACUACAGCUGCUCAGUGUGGGCUUUGUUCAUGAUGUCGCAAGUAUCAGUUCAUGGGUGCAUGUCGUUAAUGUGUCUGUGAUGGCACAAAGGCAGCUGGCUCUGUGAAUCUGGUAAUUGGGUUGCCUGUCUGUAGGUGUGAACUAAUUCGAUGGGACAAUAUGGAGACAAGGGUAAAUAAUGAAACUUGAGGACAGAACAGCCUGCAACUGCAAACUGUAAUUACAAGAAAUCUGCUAAUCAUUAGUUGGCUUCCCUGUCACCAAUGGAACAUUGAUACAUAGCCAUAACACGCAACUAAUUCCAAUUGCUUCUCUGAUAACCUCCCAUGAGCAAUAUCUGUCCCGUAAUAGUCAGAGGUUUAAUUAAUGUAUGAGAUAUGGGGAAGAAAUUCCAGCACAGUGGAACUUAGCGUAUCUAAGCCCCAUAUAUAAGAAAAAGAAGCAUGGAAGUUUGUAGCAAUUGUUAUGGCGUAAGUGUCACAAGUUCAGUUAGCUGGCUGUGUAGGAGGAUUUUAAAAUCAAAAAUGGAGAAGAUUCUAAAUGUAAAGGAACAGUGUAGCUUUAAAAGAGGCAGCUCAUAUGUAGAUAACAUCUUUACCCUUAGACAGAUCAUGGAGAAGAGAGUGAAAAUGGAAUCUAAGCAAUCAUUUGGCCUUCAUAGAUAUUGAUAAAGCAUUUGACACAGUGCCACUAAAGCUAUUAUUAAAGUGUUGUGCUUAGGGGAACUGCCAAAAAAUUAUGCAAGAAGUAUUACAAACCUCUACAAGUUGGCAGAAUUUGUUAUUAAAGUGGGGAAACAAAUUUCUAGAGAGGCCUUCAGAAUAAUUAAAGGACUCAAAAAUGAGUUUGAAGGUUAAAAUUCAUUGAUACAAAUCCACAAGACCAUGGAAAGGGUGGCUAAGGGGUGUCCAAAAAGCGAUGGAGAGAAGACAAUGAGGAAGAAUGGUGGGAUCAAGAUGUUUGGCGGCAGAGAUGCUGGAUGUAGUGACAGCUGUAGGACCCCCGCAACAACAAGAACAUCAUCUGUAAUGGAAUGCAGUUGUAAGUGGUACAUGAAGCAUGUAUUGUUUGAAAACAAAUGUGUUCCACUCACUCACAGUAUUGUCUGUUGACAACAGUGUUGCCCGCUUUGCUCUUCACCCUCAAAAUUUCAUUCAGUACUGCUUGGUUCUGUCAUAGGUUUGUUUUUCCAAGAGUGUUAGUUGUUUGUUAACAGCAGUACACAACGUUAUGGAUAGCUUCACUGAUAAAGAGAUGGCCAUUAUGGAUCUCGUGUACGGGUUCACCAGAACCAGUGGAAGAGCAGACCGAUGAUGCCAUGCUGAACUGUCGACGCAGUGACAGCAAUCACAUUACAGUACUUUUGCAUCCGAGGGUUAUUGCAUUACUCCUUAUUUUGUAUCAUUCAUUUUCGUGAUUGCAUAUUACAGGCUUUUUUUAUUGUUGUGAAGGUAUUUUCACAGAUAUAAAGAUAAUUGGAGUGGCAAACCAAGUAAAUUACAUUAUUCCUGUGUAAUUAGUCACCAGAUACCAUGGAUCCCUUAUGCUAAAAUACUUAGAAAAUAUCCCCAAACAACCUCCAAAAUUUCGAUGGUGAAGUUUGUGUUCAGCCUGCAUAUCAGUCAGUCAUAAGUAAUGUUGUACAAUCAAAGAUAAUACUCUAAAGUAAACUGCUUGUAACAAACAGGAACAUCCUUGAACAAUGGUAGUGAUAGCUUCUCAAUACUGACAUUCUGUAUAGUAUCCUGUCUUAUCAAGAAACACAAGUCUUAAGAAAUGAAACAUAAAUAGGAACAUAUUCGUAAAGUGAAUAGCCUGUUACUAUAGGACUUUUAAUUUUAAUUAUUUGUGUUGAUAAAUGCUGUUUUUGUCAGUUCAUUCCCCAUUAUAUCCUUUGUCACAGCCAUCUGUGUAUUGUUUUGUGUGAUAGCCAUAUGCACAAUUUUUUAGUGUGUGGUAAAGACAACAAAGAGUUCCAUUACAUCAACACACAUUUCACUCAGAAUUAGAUACAGAUAUCAUGUGGGAGCAAGGGAAUCAUUGUGAGUAGAAAUCUUAUGUGUUAAUUUAGAGAGUUAAGCUCAUUUGGUAGUAGCAUGAUAAUAAUACAACAUAACAAUCAACUUAUGAAAGAAUUUAACAUGAUCAAAUUCCUGGAAUGAAAGGUGGACAAGAACUUAAGCUCGAAUAUGCAUAUUGACUUCCUAUCAAAUAAACUAUGCAGUUUUGCAUUUGCAAUGCAAUACUAGCAAUUUCCACUGACCUGAGUACAUGAAAAGUUACCAAUCAGAGUUAUUUUGAAGCUGUUAUCAGAUAUGGUAAAAUUUUCUGGGGAAGUUCAAGUAACGUAUCUCGAAUACUGAAUCUGCAAAAGAAAAUUGUCAGAUAAAUGUGUGCUGUACAGCAAGCAGAGUCUUGUCGCCCAUUAUUUUAAAAACUACAAAUCCUAACUGUUCCCUCCAUAUGCAUUUGUGAAAUUAUAAUCUUUCUACACAGCAGACAAAAAUUAUUUGAGGCGAAUUAUUUUAACCACACAUACAACACAAGAAAUUAAAAUAAUUUUAUGCUACCUGCACGCUAGUUGCAAUUAUAUGCAUGGAGUCUACAGUAUAAGGGGAUGACAAUAUAUAAAAAAGUUAAUUGGCAAAAAGAUAUUUAAUAUGAAGGCAGAAAUUUUAAAAAUGAGACUACAACAGAUUCUGGGAAAAAAUGCUGGUAUACAAUAGCAGAAUUCAUUGAAGAUGAAAUGAUAAUUUAGCAAGGGGUAAUUAAGUGUUAGAUUUUAUUGUAUGUACGCAUAACAAAUUUGUAUUAUUGUAAUGAUGCUGUUUGUUAACAUCAGCUGUUCUGUGUUUAUUGUGAAAUUUUAUUGCAAUUUUGAUGUGUCUCCUGUACCUGAAUCAUAUGAUUUAGAUUAUGUAAGUUAUGAGACAAAUAAACCACAAUAAUGUAA